Messenger RNA from Pipistrellus nathusii (Nathusius's pipistrelle), 510 nucleotides. Lineage: Eukaryota; Metazoa; Chordata; Mammalia; Chiroptera; Vespertilionidae. The record is from the annotation of a GenBank genome assembly.
AUGGAACGACAGGGAGUGGACAUGCCCCUCACCCAAUGCAAGGACCAGGAGCCGCGGUCGCUGGGGGCGAGCAGGGAGCAGCAGCGGGGCGAGGAGAGCCGCGAAAAGGAAGCUGGUUGGGAGCCAGCUAGUGCCAAUCACCAGCUGAUGAUGCUGGAAGGGAAGUCAGGACCCUACUUUUCUUCUCUGGACUCGAGCAUUGAGAUCCUGAAGAAAAGGGCCCAGGAGCUGAUCGAAAGCAUCAAUGAGAGCAGGCAGAAGGACCAUGUGCUCAUGACCAACUUCAGGGACAGCCUCAAGAUCAAGAUUUCAGAUCUGACAGAGAAGUUAGAGGAGAGGCUGUAUCUAAUUUAUAAUCACCACAACAAGAUCAUUCAGGAAAAGCUCCAAGAGUUCACCCAGAAAAUGGCAAAGAUCAGCCAUUUGGAAACAGAGCUCAAACAAGUGUGCCACACUGUGGAGACCGUGUACAAAGACUUCCAAGACCUGUGUGUCCAGCCAGAGGUAUGA